GACUCAAUCACUGGAAUCGUCAACUCUGCCAAUUUAUAUGCACAUUUCUCUUCCAAUAUGAGCAGACCAAUUGGGCUGCACAUCUGCCUGGCUUUCUGUAGCCUUCUGUUCCUCAACUUUGCCGCACAAUGUCUGGCAUUCCCAGAAGUGGAGAGCAGGGAGACAGCGCAUGCUUAUGCAGGAAAAGGGCCGUCUGAGAGGUCGAACGCAGAGGAUGCAGCAAGCAGCUCCGUCGCUCCGAAGCAAACGCCCCAACAGAUGUUCUCUGAAGACCCUCUGGUUCUGUCAACGGGACCUACAGUGAUGCCAUUGGCUAACGCGUUCUCCACUAGUGAAGAAAGCCAUCUUACAGGGGCGAGGUUCUCGCAGCCUAGCGGCCCUGGUCUUCAUGCAGCCAUGGAGCCAGCGGGCACAUCCAAUGAAGAAGUGCCUGCUUCCAGCCAGCCAGAGAGAUUGUCCCCUGAACGCCGAUAUUCCAAGGCCAUGUUAACCCUUGCUGUCAGUGCACCUCCUCCGAAUCCCGACGAGGAAGGGCCCUUUAGCAGUUCCAGCAUCCAACCCCUUGCAGAAGGGACCACGGCAGCAACACAAGGCUUCCUGGAGUACGUGGAUGAUCAGGUGUUUGCGACGGGGAGUCAGGAAGGAGUUAGCUUGGGUCAUUCGCCUUCAUCCUACCUAAAUACCAAAGAAAUGCUAACCACCAAUCCAGGGACUGAGGAAACAGACGUAGAGGCAGCCCAGAGCACUCCUUUUCCUGGGGUUGAUCCCAUGGCAGACACAGAGCCUGAUGGGGUGCAGCCCUCUCAGUCGACAGCUGAUAUUGACCAGGCCACCAUUGCCAAACACUUGCUGGCAACUUCCGAGUACUCGCUGAGUGUUGAGCCAGAAACUGGCAGCCGGCUGGGGACCCCAGAAGCCAUAGUGAGUGUCAGCACAGCUGUUCCAGCUGCCUCUGGUGUGAGUGAUGAGUGGGAUGACACGAAACUACAGAGUGAAAGCUGGAUAAGGUCCCCAGGGCCGGGGGACACCCCAGAGACUCAGGUGAGAGGAGAACCGCCCACGACAACACAUGAGAGCCUUGAGGGGACCAAAGGGGGCCUGUCUGCCACAGAGACUUCAGAGGUGGCUCCAGGGCUGCAUGAAGGGGAGACACAUGUGGGAAUGGCUCUUCUAGUCACACAAGGGGGUGAUAGCUCGCCCACCUUCACCCAUCAGAGUUCCUUCACUCCCACAAGUCUGAUGGAAGACACCGAGGUUUCCACUGCGAGCCUGCUCCAAAGUGCAGGAGCCUCAGCAGCAUCCACCCAUGACGACAGGGCCACGUUUUUCUCAGAGACUACUGCUCCUGUCUCUGAAUAUGAGGCUGACGAAUAUCAAUCGUUGGGAGUUUCACUGAAAGGUAAGAGAAGAAAAGAAAGACUAAAACAACAACAUUACCACCACCACUACAAUAAUAAUAAUAAUAAAUCACCAAAGGGAGAAGAUGAGGAUGAGGAGGAUGAAGAAGAUGAAGAUGAGGAAGAAGAAGAUGAGGAGGAAGAUGAGGAAGAUAAAGAUACAGAUGCUCUGGAUGACAGCUUCGAUGGUGACACAGAGCUCCCAGGGUUUACCGUCCCUGGAGUGACAUCCCAGGAACCCGGUGUAGAGUCGGGAAACAUAGAUGCGUUGGAAGGAGCCACCUACCAGGUGCCAGACGCCAUUGAGUGGGAGCAGCAGAAUCAGGGUCUGGUGAGAAGCUGGAUGGAAAAGCUAAAAGACAAGGCCGGCUACAUGUCUGGAAUGCUGGUGCCCGUCGGGGUUGGCAUAGCAGGUGCCCUGUUCAUCUUGGCAGCACUCUACAGCAUUAAAGUGAUGAAUCGCCGAAGAAGAAACGGCUUCAAAAGGCAUAAAAGAAAGCAGAGAGAAUUCAACAGCAUGCAAGAUCGAGUGAUGCUCUUGGCUGACAGCUCUGAAGAUGAAUUUUGAAUUGGACUUGGGGCUAAUUGGGAUAGUCAAUGAUAUUUUAUUUUUCUUUUGGGACAAAAAGCAAGAAAGGAAGAAAAGAAAAGAAAAGAAAAGAACACUAUCUUGCCACCUUGCUACUACCAGGCCUUCGGUCCGGUCCUAGCAUCUGUUGGAUAGUAGGUUUUUCUUGCACGGACCAGAAGAGGCAUGCUGUAAACUAAAUGUAACACACAGUGUUCGGCCAUUCUGUAGUGAGCGUCCCCUCACCAUGGGCUGUCAUUUAGAAACACACAACACAUGUGUUGUCCAGUAGGAAUAGCUGAGUUAGGCACAGUAAAUAUUUUGUACUUUU
Molecule: messenger RNA, 2296 nt
Organism: Jaculus jaculus (lesser Egyptian jerboa)
Lineage: Eukaryota; Metazoa; Chordata; Mammalia; Rodentia; Dipodidae
Gene: Armh4
Product: armadillo like helical domain containing 4
Exons: 5
Coding region: 58-1965 (635 amino acids)
Source: RefSeq, a predicted model, not a curated record